Molecule: messenger RNA, 636 nt
Organism: Acanthoscelides obtectus
Lineage: Eukaryota; Metazoa; Arthropoda; Insecta; Coleoptera; Chrysomelidae
Source: the annotation of a GenBank genome assembly
AUGAAUAAUGUUUUUAGCUUUUCUAUUCUUGGUAAAUUAAAUAUAAGGACUCAACUCAAUUCGGCUUAUCGCAAUGAUCUAAUUAAACAUAAUAAUCAAGUGGAUAAGAAUCGAUAUGUAUUGAAUAAAAUUAUUAAUUGUAUAAGGUUUUGUGGAGCAUUUGAGUUAGCCUUAAGGGGUCACGAUGAAAAGGAAAAUUCGGAAAACAGUGGCAUAUUUAAGGAGCUGGUGAAUUUUAGCGCCGAAUUAGACAACGAAUUGAAAGUCCAUAUUCAAAGUGCCAAACUUUUCAAGGGUACCUCAAAAACAACUCAAAAUGAGCUUCUUGAGUGCAUGCUAGAUGUUUAUCAUGAAGAAGUUAAGAAGGAGAUUCCAAAUUCUCCUUUUGUUGCAGUAAUUGCCGAUGAAACGACUGACGUAGCCUGUGAAUUUCAAUAUUUGUGUAAAGGACAACCAGUUGAGAGAUUUUGGAGAUUUUACGUCCCCGACGGACACGAUGCCAAAUCAAUCGCUGCAUGCGUUUUAAAUGUUGUAAAUCCAUUACUAGAUCAAAAUCCAAAAAAAUUAAUAGCUCAAAGCUAUGAUGGUGCGUCUGUUAUGAGUGGUGAAUUGAAUGGGCGUUCAAAAAAUUAUUAA